This is a messenger RNA of Penaeus indicus, 1780 nucleotides long. RefSeq names its product zinc metalloproteinase nas-15-like. The record is from RefSeq and is a predicted model, not a curated record. Gene Ontology annotation, molecular function: metalloendopeptidase activity; zinc ion binding. Gene Ontology annotation, biological process: proteolysis. The coding region runs from base 121 to 1509 and encodes 462 amino acids. The transcript has 12 exons. NCBI's taxonomy places the organism in Eukaryota, Metazoa, Arthropoda, Malacostraca, Decapoda, Penaeidae.
UGUGUAUGUCCGUGUGAUCUAUGACGUCACCAGGUUGCAUUGCGGGGACAAGGCGAAUGUCGAUGCAGUUACCUUUGUACCAUGUGACAGUUUGGUUGGUUUGCGCGCUGGCUCAGGAAGAUGGAGGCGAACGCGGCUCUUGUUGUGAUAACCAUGUGGGCGUGCACGGGCGUGGUGGCGGUCUCGGUGAUGGUGUGUGUGACAGCGAAGAUGAAGGCGUCGGACCCCAACGUCCAGAUCAAUGACUUCACUCAGCUGGACUUCAGCAACGUGCCGGACGUCCCCCUCGGGAACCCGGACUCGAUGGACCUCGAUGUGAUAGGCGCGCCGUUGAGUCCCACAGACUUCACAAACAGCGAAACGAUGUCCCACGACCCCAUCCAGAACAGCACCGAGUUCGACCCGAUCAUGAUGGCCGGCAUGUUCCAGGGGGACAUCCUGCUGCACACCGAAGAGGAACUCAUGCAGAUGACGAUGCCUUAUCAGCCUAGAGGGAGGAACGCCAUCAUCAGCGAGGAUCGACGUUGGCCCAAUGCUGUUGUUCCUUAUGUUAUUUCUUCGUCCUACAGCAAGAGCGAGAGGAGCACCAUCGCAGCGGCCAUGGCGGAGUUCCACAGAUCCACGUGCAUCCGCUUUGUUCCCCGAAACUCUGAGAAGGACUAUAUACACAUCUUGAAAGGAGAUGGGUGUUACAGCUCGGUGGGUCGGACCGGCGGGGCGCAGGCGGUGUCCGUGGGGUUGGGAUGCCUUCACGUGGGCAUUGUGGAGCACGAACUCAUGCACGCUACGGGCUUCUGGCACGAGCACUCCCGCUUCGACCGGGACGACCACAUCACUAUCGACUACUCCAACAUCCAGGACGGCAUGGAGUACAACUUCGAGAAGUAUGACUGGGACACCAUUCAGAGCCUGGGCGUCGGCUAUGACUUGGGUUCCAUCAUGCACUACGGCUCGCAUGCCUUCGCGAGCGACCGGACGAAACCCACGAUCAUCCCCCGACCCGCUUCGGCCGAGAUCGGGCAGAGGCGUGGAUUCUCCAGGAGAGACAUACAGAAACUGAGCCUCUUGUACGACUGCGACGGUUUCACGACCGGGACAGUGACGACUCCAACCCCCGUUGUUCCUCCUGCACCAGGCGGGUGCGAAGACAGCCACAGGCACUGCAGUACGUGGGCGCAAGGUGGAGAAUGCGAGAAAAACCCAGACUGGAUGUUAACAAACUGUCGAAAGGCGUGUAACAAAUGCGAAAACACGUGUAAAGAUACGAACAUGUUUUGCAAAGAGUGGAGUCAGAUGGGCGAGUGCACACGAAACGCGCCGUACAUGAGCCUUUUCUGUAAGAAGUCGUGCGGCGUCUGUGACGAGGCUGAACCAGACCCAGAACCAACGAAGCCAAAAAAAUGCAAGAACCAAAACAAACACUGUAAGGCGUGGGCAUCCGAUGGCCAGUGCAGAGUGAAUCCUGAUUACAUGCUGGACAAGUGUAAGAAGGCGUGCAGAGCUUGUUAGUAAUACGCGAACUGGCAACCGACGAAUCUGAGGCCGCAUUUCUCUGUUAUUUGAGAUGUUUAAUGUGAUGAGACAAGUAUAAGAUUUUCAAGUGGGCAUUCGGUGGGAAAUAUAUAUAUAUAUAUGUGUGUGUGUAUGUGUGUGUGUGUGUGUGUGUGUGUGUGUGUGUGUGUGUGUGUGUGUGUGUGUGUGUGUGUGUGUGUGUGUGUGUGUGUGUGUGUGUGUUUUCAGAGCUGGUGACUUCACCCAAUAAGAACGAAUAUCUUAUCAA